Messenger RNA from Clupea harengus (Atlantic herring), 6023 nucleotides. It is a transcript of the gene mmel1, whose product is annotated as membrane metalloendopeptidase like 1. The record is from RefSeq and is a predicted model, not a curated record. Gene Ontology annotation, cellular component: plasma membrane. Gene Ontology annotation, biological process: protein processing. Gene Ontology annotation, molecular function: metalloendopeptidase activity. Lineage: Eukaryota; Metazoa; Chordata; Actinopteri; Clupeiformes; Clupeidae.
CGCACACGCUCAGAGGCUCAGUGGCACUUUCGCUCACUCACUCACUCACUCACACACACACACACACACACACACACUCCCUCAUACACAGGCACGCUUGGCGGAGGUGGUGGCGACCGACGAUUCUCUGCUUCAUUUCUUAACACACCAGCUCUGGGUGCAAACUCAGGAGGGGUGUUUUGAGAAAUUGAACAGCUUCUCGGGAAGAGUGCCAGACGGAAUACGAUUACCGAAGGCACUCACUUCAAACAACGCUGACAAGUACUGCUGACGCGCAGACUCUUACAGCCCAGCCCACACUACAAUUCUUUAUAGAAUGGGAAAGUCUGAAAGCCAAAUGGACAUAAUGGAGAAAUCAGCCAAACCCGGAAAACAUCGCUGGAGUAUUGCCGAGAUCGGGCUGUCGGUGCUGCUGUUACUGGUGAGCUGUGCGCUGGUAGGACUCAUCGUCCUCUACACGGCCGCAAUGCGAGAAAGGACGGGCAGAAUUGGUGUAUCCAAGGGCACGGUCACUGAAGGGCUAAUGUACCGUUCCAGUGUCAACAACAUAUGCACCACUUCAGACUGUGUCACAGCAGCGGCCAGGCUGCUCCAGAACAUGGACCCGCGUGCGGAACCGUGCCAGAACUUCUACCAGUAUGCCUGCGGUGGGUGGCAGGAGCGGCAUGUGAUCCCUGAAACCAGCUCCCAUCACAGCGUGUUCGACAUCCUCCGCGGCGAGCUGGAGAUCGUACUCAAGGGGGUGCUGGAGACGCAGAGUGAGCAAGACCGGGACGCCUUCAGGAAAGUCAAGCUGCUCUACAGCUCCUGCAUGAAUGAGAGUCUCAUUGAGCAGCGCGACUCCCAGCCUCUGCUGAAGCUCAUCGAGAGCGUUGGAGACUGGCCAGUGGCCUCGGACGACUGGAACAGCACAGCAGAAGAUUCCUGGAGCCUGGAAGACACUCUGGCCACCCUCAUAACCCGAUUUCACAAAAAGGUCCUGUUGGACAUGUUUGUGUGGACGGACGAUCAGGACUCCAGCCGUCACAUCUUACAUAUCGAUCAGCCAGGACUGGGUAUGCCCUCCAGAGACUAUUACUUCAACGAUGGAAACUACAAAAGGGUGAGAGAGGCCUAUCAGCAGUUCAUGGUUGCCAUGGUGAGGAUUGCCCGUGAGGACAGGAACCUGACCCAGGACGACGAGCGUGUGUGGGAGGAGAUGAUGCAGGUGAUGGAGCUGGAGAGAGACAUUGCCAAUGCCACUACGCCAGCUGAAGAACGUCAUGACAUCACCGUUCUGUACAACAAAAUGACCCUUACCGAGCUGCAGGAGAACUUCGGCCUCAAUGGCUUCAACUGGACACGCUUUGUGCAAGGCGUCCUGUCCAGUGUGUCCAUAACAGUCCAACAGGAAGAGGAGGUGGUGGUGUAUGGUGUCCCUUACCUGGAGAGGCUGAAUGAUGUCCUCUCCAAAUACGAUCGCAGGACUCUGCAGAAUUAUGUCACCUGGCAGAUCAUCCUGGAGAGAGUCAGCGGUCUGAGCCGACGCUUCAAAGACGCUCGAGCACACUACAGAAAGGUCUUGUUUGGUACCACAGUGGAAGAGGCUCGUUGGCGGGACUGUGUGCGGUAUGUGCAGGGCAGCAUGGUCAACGCCGUCGGUGCCCUCUAUGUCCAGGACGCCUUCGCUGGAGACAGCAAACGCAUGGUCAGUGACCUCAUCCGAAUGAUGCAGGCAGCGUAUAUGGACACCCUGGAGGAGUUGAACUGGAUGGACACCGCUUCGAAGGAAAAGGCUAGAGAGAAGGUGUUGGCAAUCAAGGAACAGAUUGGCUACCCUGACCACAUCCUGGAAGAAAACAACCAGAAACUGGACGAGGAGUAUGCCCACCUUAACUUCAGCGAAAACUACUUUGAGAACAUUCUGCAAAACCUGCAAGCUGGGGCGAAGAAGAGUUUAAAGAAGCUCAGGGAGCCAGUGGACCCAAACAUGUGGAUCAUUGGUGCAGCUGAGGUGAAUGCUUUCUACUCUCCAAACAGAAACCAGAUAGUUUUCCCUGCUGGAAUUCUACAACCACCAUUCUUCAGCAAGAACCAACUUCAGGCUCUCAACUUCGGCGGAAUUGGAAUGGUGAUUGGCCAUGAAAUCAUUCAUGGCUUUGAUGACCACGGCCGUAACUUUGACAAGGAUGGGAACAUGUAUAACUGGUGGAGUAACUACUCAGCGGAGCACUUUAAAGAGCAGUCCCAGUGUAUGGUGCAUCAGUACGGAAACUUCACCUGGAAGCUGGCCGGAGGUCAAAACGUUAGCGGCAUCAGCACUUUGGGGGAGAACAUUGCUGAUAAUGGAGGAAUUCGUCAAGCAUAUAAGGCGUACCUUAAAUGGGUUGAGAGGGAGGGCGAGGAGCCUCAACUGCCUGGUCUCAACAUGGACCACAAACAGCUCUUCUUUCUCAACUUUGCCCAGGUAUGGUGUGGUGCCUAUAGGCCUGAAUUUGCCAGCCAGUCUAUCAAGACAGAUUCUCACAGCCCUCUAGAGUACAGGGUUUUGGGGUCCCUGCAGAAUUUUGAGGCAUUCUCCGAGGCAUUCCAGUGCCAAACAGGAGCCCCCAUGAACCCGGAGGUGAAAUGCAGAGUGUGGUAGCCAUUUCUGCCCCUCCUCUUCUUCUUCCUCCUCCUCUGCGGAUGGAUUCACUUUGUGAUUCGGGCAGCAGCUGCUGUAGGUGCCUAAAAGUCAUUUUGAGCCACGACCAUACCCAACAGUGGUACACUGCCUUAUACCUCGCCUGGUUCCCCUGAUAUGGUGAAUAUAGAUACCUACCUUGAUGUGUGUGGUGUACACUGGCUGGUAUAUACAUGUGAUGUGCAAGAGCCCAGAGAUUGCCGUGUUGUGCAGAGGUGUAGCUUUCAGUGCACAGUUGCAGAUGUGAGGGCGUGAGGAAAGAGACCUGCUUUCGCCUGUGUGCUGCUGCUGCUUAAAUUGUAGCUUUUAGUCUAUUGUUGGAUCUGUUUUUUCCUGUUCUUGUUGCCAAGUGACUGUUACAUCGAUAUAUAUGCUCUUAAGACAUGUUUGGAUUGAUCAUCUUGUACGAUGACGCGGUCAAAAUGUUAGGAUCUGUACAAGUCUCUCAUCAUAUACAGCAAAUUAUACUGAAUGUGUUUGAUGGCCUAAUUGGCCAUUAUUUGAGGUUUGCUUAAUUUAGCGUUUUUAAAAAUCAGAUCCACAAUAUAUAUCUUCUUCGAUGUUAUCUUCAGUCUUUCACAGUUUAACGCUUGAAAUCAAGCUGUGUGGUUUUUUUUCACGGACUGGGUACUUUCAAAUAAAGGGCAGGUUUUUACAGUGUUCUAUUUGCAUGAUUGAAAUUUGCAAACGGACACACUGAGUAACAAUCAGACACCGUUGAUUGUGACCAGCAUGAAGGAUUUACUGCAUUUGUAACAGGGCUGAUACAGACUAUACAAAUUUAGCUGAAGACUCUAUGACUGUUAACUUUUACACACACAGCUUUAACCGAUCGGGUUCAGUGUCCACAUUGACAGAUUGUUUGGAUUUUGGGGAGGAUAAAGGUUCAAUAAGAUCUCAUUUAUUUCACAAGAAAAGCCUCAAUUGAUAUUAUUUGAAAUGUACACUUAUUGUUGAUUAUAUCAUGAAACUGCCUCAGUCUGUACAAAAAAAAUAUAUAUCUAUAUACAUUGGAGGCACUGAAUGUUUUAUGGGGAAUGAAUCUGAAGCAUACAGAAGGCCCCUUUUCUGAUGAAGCUCCUGAUAAUGAUGGCUAAUCUGAGAGAUUACCUUCAUACCUGUGCCUCAAAAGUUUAGUGUUGACAGUGCCUGUAAUUCCCUGUGCCAUCAGUCAGAAAGAGAGAGACUAGACAGAAAGGGAGAUAGAGAGAGAGAGAGAGAGAGAGAGAGAGAGAGAGAGAGAGAGAGAGAGAGAGAAGCAGCAGCCUUAUGUUAUGCCAAGGAAUGUUCCCUUGUUCUGCUAUCAACCCACCUGUGAAACAAGACAGGCUUUGUUAGUUUGGGAAGGAAAAGCAUUCUGUACACAUUCAAGGCCUGAAGGAGAACUGGGCGACCUCUGUUUAGUAAUUUGCCCCUCCUUCUGUUUCUGAGGCCAUUCCAAAGUGGGUUUACCCUAGAGGUUGAUGCGGAGAUGGCCCCAGCCAUGGACAUUCCUGCUCUUCUUGGCUUGACAGUGGACUUUAAAUACAUUUGGGGGGAAAUUGUUUUCACAGAUAUUGUUAGAUGGAAAUAGCAGCUAACUAAACUCUAUUUACUAUCUUCUAAGCCACUGUUUGUCUCUGCUUGAUCCUGUUGAUGUGACGGCUGAUAUGAUUUCUUGCACAAGAUGUCGUCUUGUAUUUCUUCUUGUGAGGCCAGCGUGUCAAUGAUGUGUGAUGGCUGUUGACUGUCAACAUGUCAAUAUACGGGAACAUCCUCUGACAUUGAUGAGUGAAGUGGCAGUGAACCUGUUUCAGUGAAUGUCAUAGAUCCUGGGAGAAUAGACAAGACCCAGGCUGAGAGCAGGCAUAUUGGGUGAGAGUGGCUUGGUUGGAAAAGGAUGUUUGUCCCUUUCCUUAUCUCCCAAAUUGAUCAUCUGCACAGAGAUAAGAGGGGGGGUUAGUGUGAGUUGAGUGAGUGUGCGGACAAACACUCGGGGGGAAAUAGCCUUCUCAUUAGGACCCCAGCCAUGGCCACCACUGUUUUUCCCCUCUUGAUGAACAAGUAAUGACAGCAGAACUAAAGAGCCGAGAGGAAGAGAGAGAGAGAGAGAGAGAGAGAGAGAGAGAGAGAGAGAAAGAGAAAAAGAAAGGGAGAAAGAUGAAAUAGGAUUUAGACGAGCGCACACAGGAGUUUUUAGGAGAACAGAGAUGGCGAGAUGUAUUUCUGAGAACUCUUGCGAUGCAGCCAAUAAAGAAACAAAUGAUGCCUUGGGCCAUUAUUCUGACUGUUAUCUCUGGUCACAGAGACAUGAAUUUAAAUGUGCAUGUCUGUGUUUUGAGCUUUAUUCCUACCUACUCUCAGCCGCUUGACUAUUUAGUACUGUUACACGCAUAAAGAAACCACUGCGCUAUGACUGCGAUGUAAUGUACUGGGGUUUGGCUUUUCAGAUCAUUUUGUUGCGGUGUACCUGGCAUGACUAAAAAUUCGAUAUUAUACACAAGGGCUGACAUCAGUUAAAAUUGGAAUUGUAAUACUCUGAACAAAAUGACGUACAUCCAGUUGGCAUGCAUAUGUAAAGAAAAAUGUUGUACACAUUUGACCAGGAGACCUGGAAAAGUGUGAUGAUCUAUGGUAGCUAAAUGUCUGAUUUAAUUGUGAGUAUAGAAUAAAAAAAUGCAUGCAGCAUUUCAACAAAUGUUAUGGGACAGAAAGUCUUAUUUAUGUGUACAAUACAUACGGAGAAUACAGAUACACGAGUUGUUCAUGAAAGAUACUGAUGAAUGCACUAUUUCAUAGUUCAUGUUAACCUAAACUGCAUAUUUUAUGUCAGAUUUUCAAACUUGCCUGAUCUAUUUGUACUCAAUCUUGUUCAAGAGAGUAGGAUUGUUUAUCUGCUCAAGUAUAAAAAUUACUUUCACAUUCAGCACGACAAAGAAACAAGUUCUGGCCUGUUUAAACCUCUGAUUUCAUAUAUGAAACAUAUGUGAUUUGUUUCUUGAUAUUUGUCACCAGUACGUGUUCCCUGAAUGCAUUUUCAGACCAUGCUGCUAUUCCUUGCCUAUCUAUAUGACUGUUCUUUGUGCUUGAGAUCUCUCUCUCAUUAAUGCCAAGAUAUUAUCAAUUAACUGAAUAUUUUCCUUAUAUCUCUAUUUUGUUGUGAUUGAUAUAUGUAAAGAUAUAAAAUAUACAGUCCUGGUUUCUGUAAAGACCAGUAUAUGGUGACUUUUUUAUGACCAUUUUUAUGAAAAAAUGUGUAUGACAAAAUGUUGCUGUUCCCAAACUAAGCUGUUAAAGUAUAUUGUAACUUCAGGUAUAUCGUGUGUAUACCUCUUUGAAUGUCUAUUGGAAUAUACCUGGAAUAAAGCUGUGCUAUAACAUA